Echinostoma caproni is the source of this 798-nucleotide messenger RNA. The record is from the annotation of a GenBank genome assembly. Lineage: Eukaryota; Metazoa; Platyhelminthes; Trematoda; Plagiorchiida; Echinostomatidae.
AUUCUUCGACGGGACAGUUUGGGCCCCAUUCUUGACGACCGGUUUGCAAACGUAUAUGAAGAGGCAGAAGAGGAUGGCCAGGAGGAAAACGACAACGAGGACGAAGAUGAAGAAGAUGUGGACGAUCUCAUCGAUCAAAACCCGGUACGGGAUUGUUCACCAUUCUCCCCGUUCGACACGAUUCCUCAGCCACGAUAUCUCCGCUCGCCCAGAGUAAGCCAGCAAAAUGAUUUUGUGAUGGAAGGUCUUGAAGAAGCGGAGGAUGAAGGAGAAGUGAACUUCCAUGAAGAAAACGGGUACGAGGAAGACUACAUGACAGAUCAGAUGGAGUUUGGAGUGGAAGGUGACUUUUACCCCGAGGGUGAUGAUACUCCAGAUACAAAAUCGGAAAUCCCGAUUGUGGAAGUACUAUCAGCCGCCCUUUGUGCUGCCGGAUACGGCAGUAUCGGGCGUUUUCUACAUCAAUGGCUCCCGCAACGAGCGAUGUGCGAAUCUGUACUGCGGGCAUCAAUGCAGGAUAAAGGAAUCUCCGAAGAUAUGCUCUGGGAACGCCGUAAAGCUUUACUCCAACAGCUCACAAAACAGGUCAAAACUGGUUCCCUAAUGACUACAGAGAUGUUGUUUCUUCGAUUCACACAAUUCGUUGAAGUGCAAGAAUUGGAACCACAAGAUCGUGUGGCCGACAAACCAUGGAUACGACUGACAGCCGCGGAAAAAGCACGGAUACGGAGGGAGCUGAACGAUUACAAAUUGGCCGAAAUGCCAGUGCAUGAGGCGAGCAGACAAAAUACUCGGUAA